This is a messenger RNA of Aspergillus candidus, 2365 nucleotides long. RefSeq names its product TPR domain protein. The coding region runs from base 119 to 2365 and encodes 748 amino acids. The record is from RefSeq and is a predicted model, not a curated record. Gene Ontology annotation, molecular function: protein binding. The transcript is spliced from 3 exons. NCBI's taxonomy places the organism in Eukaryota, Fungi, Ascomycota, Eurotiomycetes, Eurotiales, Aspergillaceae.
ACGUUCCUCUGUUUACAAAAGUGUUCAUUUGACAUCUCAAAUAUUUUCUUCUGGCAAUUUUCUACAUCUCUUCAGAACUCAAUACAACUUUCCAUGACUUGACCAAUUUGUGAUCAGCAUGGAUAUCCACGACGUCUCUAAUGUUCCUGAGUGCCUUAGGUAUCUUCAAACACAUAAGCAAAAUCUCAAAAAUGCGCAGGCUGUCAAAGGGCGUCUAGCAAGACCCCAAAAAUCCAAAAAUGAAAUCCUGAUGCAGUUCAUGAUUCGACAAUCGAUGGCAACGAAAGAUUCUGCUAAUCUGUCAAAUAUCCAAUCCUCGUUCCUACCACCUGCCUACCCCCCAUGCGUCAAACCCUUCAACGAAUUAAAGAAGGUCAUGAUCGAAAAUCUGUGUCUUGAGACUCAUCACCGGGAACAGUAUCUCCUUCUGAGGACAAUCACUCCCACAGAUACGAUGACCGCCGUGAUGGCCAUCGUAGAAGAUGAAGACGGCAAUGUUCUCAUGCUGCAGCUUUACAACCAAGAGCAGGAACUAUCAGGCGCACAAAGCCUCAAGGAAGGCACAGUGCUUGUUAUCAAAGAACCUUACGUCAAAGUAAUGGCAGACGGGGACUACGGGAUUCGAGUGGAUCAUCUGUCGGACGUCUGUUUGAUCCCCGAGUUUGGCGACCUGGUUCCCUUAUCUUGGAGGACACGUGUAACACGGGCCGAUGAAAAAUCAUCUUCUUGGAAGACGAAAGGAAAUGAGCAUUUUCAUCAGGGUGAUUAUCAUUCAGCAAUCCAAUGCUAUUCGAAGUCUUUGGACACUAAUCCCUCGCCAGAAUUGCUGACGAUGACGCUGCUCAACCGUGCCCUUUCCUUCUUAAAAAGCUACCGCUUUGAUGCAGCCUUGAGAGAUGUUGAAGAUGUUUUACAAACAUCAGAGCUAUCAGAAAAGGCUCUUUUCAGGAAGGCUCAGGCUUUGUAUCAACUUCAAAGGUUCAAAGAAUCCAGUGAAAUCUAUGCAGUACUUGCAGAGAAGUAUCCAAAUAACACCAUGGCUGCGCAUGAGUAUACACGAGCAUCAGCUCGGCUUUUGGAGCAGGAGAAAGGGAACUACAAGUUCAGGCAAAUGAUACUAGAGGCCAAAAAACGUCAGCCCCCAACACUUGAUCGCGGCACUUACAUUGGUCCUGUGACUGUGAAGCAAACUCAGUCUCAUGGGAGAGGACUCUUCACGACAGAAGCGGUAAAGGCAGGUGACCUUCUGUUCUGCGAAAAGGCGUUUGCUCAUGCAUUCCACUAUGAAAAUUCCUCGACAAAUCUCCGUCUACUACUUAAUGUCGACAUGGACAAAGCUACCAUUGGUACUCAAGCAGAGCUUCUCGAGUUGAUUGUUCAGAAGCUUUAUAAAAAUCCGUCCCUGCUACCAGGCUUCGUUGACCUGUAUCAUGGCACAUACAAAUCAGUGGAUGUCCUAGAAGUAGAUGCGAUACCUGUUGUAGAUAGAUUUUUUGUUGAAAGGACCAUGGCCCUUAACGGCUUUGGGUGUCCUCUUCUAUCUCGCCAGAGCCACAUUAGCAGCAUUAAAGGGGUUGAUGAUAUGGCCGAAACAGCCAAUGAACAAUUUCAUUCUUGUGGGGUCUGGUCGAUGGCUUCAUACAUUAACCACUCCUGCCUGAGCAAUGCCCGUCGUUCUUUCAUUGGGGACAUGAUGAUAGUUCGUGCUUCGAGGGACCUGCCUCCUGAGACCGAGAUUAACUUCUGGUACCAAUCACCCAUGGACUGCGAGCCCAAAGGAUUACCCGUCGACCUACAGAACUGGGGUUUCAAAUGCGACUGCAUAUUAUGCCAAGACACACGAAGUCAUAGCAGAAAUGCUUUAUCAAACAGAAACAGUCUUUUGGCUGAGCUGCACAGAUUAUUCAAACGACCCAAGAGUAAUUUGCGAAAGAUUGAAGACACGCUUCUGAGCCUCGCAGGGACAUAUCGUCGACCAACAUCUGAAGUCCCUCAUCUUGCACUUCUUUCACCCUAUCUGUCUCUUGCUGCGAUCUAUGCUUCAUCCCAAAGACCUGGCAAGGCCGUGCAAUUUGGGUUGAUGAGCCUAGAUUCACUUGGCUUUGUAAUCAAAGGUGGAAAUAUUCCUCAUGUCUCGAACCUUCCAUUAGUUGUCCAAAAAUGGGGCCUGAUGACUGACCAAGUUGUGGGAUGUUGGAUGAUUCUUUGCCGUGCAUAUCAAGAGCUCGCACCUAAUCUCGUGUCCCAAGCUGAGGAAUAUGCCAGAGUCUCCUACAGAAUCUGCGUUGGCGAAGAUGAGACUUUUGAUCAGACAUACAGCAGGCUAUCAAAUCGGGUGGAUGGCUUUUUGAUGACCGCAAUGUAG